Messenger RNA from Cinara cedri, 28676 nucleotides. Lineage: Eukaryota; Metazoa; Arthropoda; Insecta; Hemiptera; Aphididae. The record is from the annotation of a GenBank genome assembly.
ACCAGAAGCGUACAGCCGUUUCGCGCACAAGCAUUACACCCGCGACCGCGACACUCCGCGCCGCCCGAACACGACGUUAUUGAAACUGUACGCGCGUGAACCAUCCCUGGGGUUAUACGCUGCAGACUCGACCUCUUCAAGAGCACACCCGUACGAUACACAAGAUGGCCACGAUGAGAGUCGUGGGAAUUUGCGCGGUUUUCGCCGCGGCGACCUGGGCCUCGGCCCAAUGCGCGCGGAUCGACGUCGUCUACGAACUCGCCGACCUGGCGUUCACCCGGCUGGUGGCGCACAACUGCUACGAGGCGUACGACCCGGAAAAGUGCAACGAGCUGUCGGACACGUCGGCCAAGGACGUGCGCCUGUACUUCGGCGGGCUGCUGGCAAACAACGACACCGUGGUGGCCGUGCUGCCGGACAACGACGCGCUGAUGGUCGGCAAGCCUCACGACGCGUUCCUGGUGCUCGACCCGUUCCCCUGGUACAAGUUCGGCCAUCCCACGUUCAUGUUCUACGUGGACGUCGGCGUGCCCGUGUGGAAAUGCGAAGACACCGAGGGCAUCUAUUCAGGUUUGUAUACAUGCCUACAUUAAUAUUGGAGUCGAGACCGCCCGAGGCGAUUUCUGAGGGUGAGGGGGUGGUGGGUGGUAUAUCGCGAAACGCUUCUAGACAAGUGCGUUUACAAACACACUGGUUUUGGAUUCGGGACGCAACGAUAAUAAGGGAUCUGUAUCGGGUUUUAUUUUAAUUUUUUCUAUCAGAAAUCUCGUUCAGACGUACAGAGCGCGGCUGAGAGGAAAUUUUGUUUAGGUUUCGAAUAAGAAAAUUCGCUGUAUGUGAUUUUUCGUAUUUUAUAGUUUUCCGAAUAAUUACGAAAAACUCGGGUAAACUUGUAAUCUGAUUAUGAUUUCAUUGAUUUUUUUUUAACUCGACAUAAACUAGUUUUAAAAAAAAAAAUCGAUCAAACCGACCAGCUUUGACCGAGGCAGUAUUACGGAAAUCGAGUUUUUUUUUCUUUCGUAUCGCGAGCCGACAAACACCACGACAGGUCUGAAGCGCCGCCCGUACCUAUACGUUUUGCGUUUUUUUUUUUUUUUUACUGGUUAAAAAACACACGUGUAACGUUGGACGUGAAGAACGAGAGGCGCGAUAAUUAUGAUACGAAACCGGGCGUUAAAAUCAUUGGAAGCGAGUGAGACCGCCGCCGCCGACGAUUACGUUUUGUUACGAAUUUAUAAUAUUUAUAGCGUUAUAUUUUCACGAAGCAAACUGCAAACGUCAACAAUCCGGUCGAAAGUCGAUUAAAUAUUUCUUUAAAAAGCCGUUAUGUAUUCACUAUUUUCGUGAAAAUUUGAUCAUGCAUACGAAAUAUUACAAUCGUAUUUUAUCUUAAGCACGGCUUACUAACUUACUGUAUUGUAAACGUCGGGUAAAAUGUUCACACAUUUCUACCCGAUCAAAAAAAUGUUUAUUCGUAUAAAAACUAAACCACUCAAAACGGUCGAAUGUCUUAAAUAAAUGACUCAACGAUCGCCAAAAUGAUUCGAACAUUUUCCCGUGUCUAUAGAAAAGGCAAUUAAAAGAAUUCCAAUUCCUACGGGUUUUUUUUUUUUUGAAAAUCGAAUUACAAUAAAAUAACAAAAUCGAAAAGAUUCAAAUUCAAUUUUCCCUUGUUUCUAUACGUUUUUCUUCUCAAUUGUUAAGUAAAUUACUCGAAAAUACGAGAAACUAAUCUCCAAACGUACCGUUUAGGUAAAAGGUUUUCAUUGUAGAAACGAUGCUUCACUAUAGGAAAUCCGAGCGAGAUUUUCGGUAUAAAAGUAAGUUGUUUAUGGGCAGCGAAAAAAAAAACACAAAUCACAGUAAAACCGAUAAAUUUCUCGUUGCGGAUCUAAAAUAACACCUACGAAAAUAAAUGAAUAACGGCAAACGUAUUUAUCAUUGCGUUUUUAAAAAUGUUGAUCAUAAAUCAACGAAAACCCACAAUAAUUUUUCCGGGAGAUAAUAAUAAUAUCCAUUAUUCAUGAUAAUUUAUUAUAUUAUUAUUCCCAAACUCCGUUUAAUAGUAAUUAAUAAUAAUGUCAUUGAUCGAAUAUCAAUCCAUUUAAUCUGCGUAGGUUAAUGCGUAGGUACAUUCGCAAUUUCUUAAUCAAAAUUACAAUUAAUAUUAUUUUAUUUUAUUUAUCGUUAAUUACAGUAAAAUUAUUUCGCAAAGUCAAUAAAAACGGUUUUUAAUUAUUAAAAAAAAGAGCCUAGUUUUUUUUUUUAUGUGCAAUUUUCUAAACAAUCUUGGGUUUUUCUCGGGUGUGGUAUUCAAAUUCAACAAUAUAUUUUACGGCCACUAACGGAGGGUACAUGAAAAGUGUUGCGAAGCAAUAGAGUGUGUCGGGGUGAGCUGCUGAUCCAUUUGCUGUCGUCGGAUGGCUUGAACGAGUCACCAUUAUUGAACACGAAAAAACUAGAAAAACAAAUUUUUUUUUUUUUCAACAAUUUCAGCCGAACUUAUAGUUCGGCUUUAAAAGUUAUUUGUAUUCAUAAUAGAGUCACAGAGACCCGUAAUAAUUUUUUACACAAACUUGAAAAUAAAACAUAAUUUUUUUUUUAUUUUCGUCAUAUAAUACUACACAAUAUAUUAGAUAAUAAAUAAAGCAAAAUAAGUCAUAUCGAAACAGGUAAAAUAGUUUUCGAGAUUUGCACUAGGUAAAAACAUAAAAACAGGUAGAGAUAUGAAAUUCAAAACGGUUUUGUAAAUGUAUAAAAAUCCGUAAUCUUUUGUCGGGUAUUGAUUUUUCCGUAUUGUAUAACUCACGCGUAUACAACACACGAAUAUAAUACCAACGAUAAUAACGUUUGCUCGACAUUUAUGAAAAACUACUAUGAAUGAAAUUAUUGUAUAAUACCUGUACAACACACAGGGAUAGGCAUGGAUGAAAGGUGGCCGCCGGCAUACAUGUUGUGAAUACGUUUUAGAUCGUAGCGAAUUCGGGCCAUACAAGUAAUAAAACCGUUAAUAUUUGAUAUGAACCAACGUGAUACGAAUCACCCCGUAUACAAUAGAUACGGGACGAAAAAAAAAAAAAAAAAUCGCGUUUCGAGGCACCGUUUUCGGAACACGCAGAGGUCCGUAAUCCGGAUUCUCGGAUCGUUCCGGAUUCACGUCGCGUCGCUACAGCGCACAUACAUAGCUGCGGGUGCCGGACGAAAAUAAUAAUUUUUCAAACGCGGCGCGUAUAUUGUAAUCAUUAUUUCCCCGCCGCCGUCUCCGUCAUAAAUAACCGUGUAAAACGUAUGCGCGGGCGUUAAACAUCAUCGUCGACGUAAUAAAAUAUCGCAGCGUUAUACGAUUAUUAUUAUAUUGUACAUUUUUAUUUGUGUCGGCGGCGUCCGGCGAUCGGCAAAGUUCCACAAAGAGCCCGAGCGGUCGUCGGGCCGGGGGGUUUUAGCCACGAGCCAACUGGUUUUGAUGUGUGCCGCCGCCGCCCAGGGUCUCGCGCCUUUGUGAUAGUCAACGCCGCCGCCGCCGCCGCCGAUCGGUCUUAAAAUAUAAUAAUAAUAAUAACGAUAAUGAUAAUAAUAAUGUAUUAUACGCGGCUCUGGUUUUUUACUGCUCGCCGACGUCGACGACGACAUAAUGACAAUGUAAUAGUAUUAUCGCGUACGGUGUCGUUACGGUCGGACAACCGCGCCGGCGCGGCGACGGCUCCCCCGGCCGUUUGAAGCAUCCGUCGGCCGCGGCCGACGCGUGAAAAACGGUACGCGCCGGUCUCGUCGUCGGCUUUUCGUCCGGCCGGACCGACCUCGCGCCGUCGGCUCCCGCGCGCGCGCGCUCGCGGCCGCGAGUCGUCAAUUACGCGAAUCGAAAACGCCGCGGUCGCAUAUUCAAUCGACACUGACGAAUGUUCCGACCGAAAAGCAUGGCCGGGAUUGCGGGGCCGAGAGAAGACCGAAUGAGCUAAAUGGAUUCGCAUGAACAAGCGAAACGUAAAAAAACAAAUAAAGGCCAUCGACAAAAACACGCGUCGCGCGGCCCCCUUUAACUCGCGGUCCGGGGCUACGAGACCCCGCCCCUAAGUCCCGCCCCAACCAUACCCCCUCGAUCCAGCCCUGCCAAAAGCCGCAGACAAAUCCGCGGGACUCGGGAUAUUGACGGAUUUACAUUUUGAACACGGAUUUAAAUUAAUGGUCCGCCGCGUUAGCCGCUAUAAAUGGGAGAACGGCCGAACAGAUUUUCUAUGUUCGGAUCGAAUAUUGACAGUUUAAGAAAACGAGAAUUUAUGUAUUCUGUGUGUUUGCAUUAUACGCCAUCAAUUGUUGUGAUAAUGAAAACCGCUCCGGUCGUGCCGAUAGCUGUUGCGAUUUGUUUUCUCGAAAUUAAAUUCCGUCAAACCCGAGUCCCGCCGUUUUAGUCUGACCAACUGACAAUACGUGGCAAAAUCACGUCGCUUUGAACGUGAAUUGUGGCGUUUUUCAAUUUUUUUUUUUUUUUUUUGUUGAUAAAAACUAUUUACACUUGGGCGUUCACAUUUCGUAGACUUAACACUGUCGUUCGCGGCCGAGCAUUAAAAUGCCUGACCAAAACAAGAUACAUCUUCUAUACAACUUAAGUUGUUUGAAUUACGUAAAUCGGACAUUUUUAAGCACGUAAUAUUUAAAUCCAUUACAUCCAUCGUUUAUUGCAUGUAUAUUGUAUACUAUUAAGUUUACGAAAUGUAUUAAUGUAAGACGCACUAUAGGUAGGUACUAUAUUAUAAUAUACAAUACCUACUUACACUACAUACAUAUAUGAACUAAAUGAAGUAUACAAAAAUAUAUUGUAUAUAAGCGCAGAAAAAAAAAAAAUGCCAAUUUGACUGACCUUAUAAUACUUGAGAAAUAUUCCAUUCACAGGAAAGUUUAAAGUGCAGACGUCUGCUCUCCCACCGCCCAGGGACCGAUCGGGCCGCCGGGAAUUUUCCCGGUUGGCCGCUUUCUCUAGUGUACCUACCUUUUUCUUUUUUUUCUAAAUAAACAGAUCAGAUUUUAAUAAUAAGUACGUUAAAACUAUUAACGCUUAAGGGCGUCGGAACCGGUGCGUUUUUAGUACAAAAACAUAUCUUACUCCAGAAAAAACUAUACUCUCCCACUGUCUAAACUAAGAAGUGGAAUAUCCGGUCGACGGGUCGACGGACAUUAAAAAUGUCAACACCGACAUUUGUUUGAAUUAAUACCCCGUCUGUUUGUGAUGUAUCAAUUAUAGGCUGUCGUUUGAAUUUCAAAAGUUGACCUCCAAAUCUUCCUAUCAAAAGUGCGCCUAAAAAUUUUCAUUCCGACAUUUAAUUUUAGAUUACACUAUUUAAUAAAAACAUUUAAUUACACUACGUUAUUAUCGGUUUCGUAUAUUUAUAUAGGAGAAAAUUGCCGUAAUUCUAAGCAAUUCUGAUUACACUGCAUAUGUAUUUUUCGAAAAACAAUUUUUCCCUGAUAAAGGGCCGGCAUACAUACUGAUUUCCCGGGCUAAAUUUGUAUCCCGAUCCGUGCCUGCCGCCAACUCUUCCCCGUCCGUAUAGUUUCGUCUUAAAUUACUAACAAUCCCAAUUGCCGUCUACGUCAUACCGAAUCCGUUGAACGUAUUAAAUAUUAUAUGGAACGGCAGGUAGACAAUGUAUUUUAAAUAUUAAAAUAAUUUUGAACAAAAAAACACCCAACGCAUUACCCGGCAUGUCUUUGGUAUCUUUCUUUCCUAUAACAGAGAUUUACAUAUUGUAAUGGUAUUAUACCUGUGUACACCAUCGAUGUGACUAUUAAUAUACGCACCUCGUAUAAAAAAUAAAAACUCAUACUUGUCUCCUGCUGCACACUCGCCCGUUAAUUAAAUCGAAAUCCGUUUCGCGUUAAUUUUCAUUAAUGUAUUCAUUUUGUCGGCCUAUACGGCCAUUACCGAAACGAUGGUUUUAUGUGUAGGUUAUUUACAACAUUAUACCGUCCCCGUAAUAAUAAAACCUCCGUUUGUCGGUUACCGGGUAUCUGUACAAUAAUACCAUAAGUAUUUCAUUACGGGUACUUGUAUAAUGUACUUACUUACUAAAUCAUCGAAUGCCCGUACGUGUAAAAAUAUAUAAAUUACAUUAACCUCGUUGGGACAGAUACGUACUUUUAAUCGCCACGCAUAAAACAGCAUAAUCUUUGUUCAACAAAUCGAAUAUAUUAAAAAGGCAAUCACGCAUGAAUCAUUAUAUAAGUAUUUUUCUCGCCACGAACGUGAAAAAUUAACAUUUAUACAUUUUUAGAUUCCGAGUGUAGCUUUCGGUUUUACUAAGAUGUUUGUUUUUUCUCUCUUUUUUUUUUUUGCCUGUGAACACGUUUUUUCCUAGUAAAAUUGCUCGGGUUUUUACGUGUAGCAACUUUUCAGAAAGCUCAAGUUGUUUAGACUGUAUUUUAAUGAGGUUUUUUUUUUUUUUGAAUUUUGACGCUAUUUUUUUAAUAAAAGCACUGAAGUGGGAAAAAACGUAGGAAAACUUACAAUUUCACGAUUUCGUUAUUUUAUAAAGACACGGGCAACGUUUUCUACCAGAAAAAAAUGAUUUAAUCAAAAAAUCACAAGAUACUUUUUUGUUGACUUUUUGAUUAGUUUUCAUAUGGUGUUAUUGCCAAAAUUUUUGAGCCACUUUUGAAUUUUUAAGGGAUUUUAAUUUUUGGAAUAUUUCUGUUGUAACUUGGUUAUAAAUACACGUAGAGACUCGAAACUUGGUAAUAAUUCUUAUACUGGACUUAUCUCAAAUUUUCAAAAUCAUCGGACGGCUUCUUUUUUUUUUAAUAAGCGUUUUGAAAUCAAAUUUAAACGAAAAUCCCAAAAAUUAUGUAUUACCGAACUGCGCUCGGAAUCGUCUUUCGUCAAAUAAUGGUUUAUCGUUGCAGAUAUAAAUGAAACAACCUUGUGUAUCCUACAUUCCCAACUUUUUACCUACAACAAUGGCCGCUCCCAUCGUUAGUAUCAGCUCUUUUUUUUUGAUUUUAAAUACUAUCCAAACAGAGGCUCGGAACUUAAUACUCUUAAAAAGUGUUAAAUACGCAUUUAUAAUAUGCAUUUACAAAUGUCUAAAUAUGCACUUAUAACCUUGAUUUUUUACCCAAACUGUCCAUAAAUAUACGUUCACUAGGGAUUUUUCUUAAUGUAUACCUUUCCAAAAAUAAUUUUGAUUGAGUGUAUACUAAUUUAGCGAAGAGUUAUAUGUUUGCUGACAGUAAAGUUCUACACAGAUCUUGCGAGAACAAACACUUUUUGGAGUAUUAGUUAUUAGCUGUUGAACUUAAGUGUUUUUAUUCUUUUCAUUUUUCCUAAUAACCGCAAUUCGUUUAUGUUUUUCAAUAUUAAUGUGACGAGUCACAACACUUUUUCUGUCACUGUAUACCUUUACCUCACGUAAAUUACAAAAAUGAAUAGUUUUAUCGGUUUUAAAUAUCGUACUCCAACACCAAAACAUUUUAAACGAUUUGUCGCGGAUUGUUUAAUUUUCGGCAUUUUCGGCAAUGAAAUAAAAAUAACAUAAUUGAAACGAAACAAGGACAAUACUAACUCGCGAACAUAUUAGUCAGAAGUGACAUUGUUACAUACGGGUAGGCAUAUUCAGACACGCUGUAAGAUAUUUUCCGUCCUAAAGUGAACAUUUUAUUGCCGUCUCUUUUGACGAUUAUAUUAGUAUCAUUUUGCCGCUUGAAUUUCUUUAAAAUUGUAUGCUUCCCUAAAGUAACACAUGGUUUGCUUGUACACUAGCGACGGGUCUAGGUUUCUCAAUGCAAUCAAUUAUAGCUAGUAAAUUAUUUCCUAAGAAAAGUAUUUUAUAGAAUAUAAUCGUAUUUUGAUAGAAGCUAUUAGAUAACCCGUCUAUCUAUUUAUUAAUGCAUUUUUAAAUAGUGUUAUCAUGAAUUAUAAUAAGAUAUUCUUAAAACUACAGAAUCAAUUAAAUAUGACAUUAAAUAUGUCGAAAAAGGCACUAAAAAUAUUUUUUUUAUAUGUUUUUCGUUGAUUCGAAAUCAAAUACACGUUCCGAAUCCUGCAGAUAAGCUUAUUAUAAUCUAAUCUAAGUUCUAUUUAAUUCCUAAAAUCAGGUACAACAAUUGUUUACGAUAAUAAUAUCUGUAUUAAACAUUAAUCUGUAUAAUCUGUAUCGCCUAUAAGAAAUGCUAUACUGUAAAAUGUUCUUUAUAGGUAGUGUAGGUCUGGUCGCAAAGCUGGGCAAGUAAAACCAUUUUAUUAGCUAGUUUAAGUUGAGUUAUCCUAAAAAAAAAAAAUUAAGCUGAGUAAAAGUGGCAUUUAAGUAUAAACAAAUGUGAGCAAUUAAGUCGUGUUACAAAUUUUCAGAUAAAAUAAUAACGCAGUUAAGUUCAAAAUCAAACGUUACUUGUUUAAAAUAACGUUUUAAUAUGCACUCAUAAAUUUAUUUGUUUUACUUAUUUACUAUGCACAAGACUCGUGUAGAUACGUGUGAAUAGGCCAUCACUCUUCUUAUAUUAUGAUAUUGACAUUCACGUGAAAAUGGAUUAAUUACGUCGGCAAAUAAAUUCAGAAAACAAAGGUACCUACCGGAAAUUUAGUAACUUAAAUUUUAACAAAAAACCCAGUCAAGUAAAAAAUUAUUAAUUAAAAGAAUUAGCUAAGUCAUUUUCUGACAUUUUGUGUUUAUUUUUAACUAGUUGAGUUGAAAAUUGUCAAAAAAAAGAAUUUAUACCUUAACUUUUAAACUUUGCAUUGUUUUUUUUCUAGAUAAGUCUCGUACUACCCGCAGGCGCCGUUUCUGAAGUUAGGCAUAUUAUUGUACGAAUAUAGAAAAAAAAUAGUUUACGAAAAACGUGAAAACAACGAAUAAUUAUUUUAUUUUCGAUUACCUUGACAAUUUCGUUUAAUGUACUCAUACAUAUUCAGCAUGACGAGGAAGUUUUCUAAGUUUGUCAUAAACGUGCGGUUGCAGCUAAAUAUCGAUUUCACGCGCUCUUUUAAGGAAACGAAUAUGGCUCAACGCGAUUUGGCAAUUUUUAUAAAUUACCAUACGUUUAAAAAUAAUAUUUUCUAUAUGCACUUUUGUCGUCAUAUAGUGUUUUAUGGUAAUUGGAUUUCGAGAUAUAAUACACAUCAUAGGCCAAAGCAAAAUUGCUAUUUAUAUUCAUGAAUGACUUUCACGGCUGUAUAGGCGUAAAAAAAUAAAAAACUGAAUGAGUUUUUUGCAAUUUAUAUCACAGAUACAUUUAAGUUUUUUUAUUGCAAACAUCAAGCUUCAUAAUUCCAAUAAUAUUUGAUUACCUAUAUUCAAUCAAGGAUUUCAAUGACGUAACGAAACUUUUUUAUUUUUUUAAUGUAAUAGCUGCACAGCGAGCAAUUUGAUCCGCGCACGUGCAACACAAAUAACUUUUAAUAGAAACAUCUAUUUUGAACAUUAGUCCUAGUUUUUUCAAGCAAAUUUUAUCAACAUAAUUUCUUUUUUAUUAUUUUAAAAAUUAGGUACCUGAGAUACAGUCAUCUAAAGUUGGUUUGAAAAUAUGAUUUUAUGAUUAAAUAAGCUAAAUUAUUAAUAAUUUCAUUUCUCAUAAAACAGUUGUCAAAUUUUUUUAUUUUUUAAGCCAUUAAUUUUUAAUUUCUUGAUCAGUUACGUGAAGAAAAUAGGACUAUUCAGUGUCAAAAAUGUAGGCAUUGCCGUUCAAUAAAAUUAAUUUGUAUUGCAUACGCGAGCACCAAGAGGGUUAAAAAUUAGAUAUUUUUUUCUAAAUUGUGUACUUCAGUAUCCCUUAUUACUUCCUAAAAACGAAAUUCAAAUCCAAAGUCAUCCGGCCGAAAUAUUUAGUGUUGCCUGAAAACGCGAAAACACUGGGUAGAUAAUUCCUGCAACGACACUCGAGUCCUAUUGUGUAGAUAAUUUUUUAGCUGUCGCAUCAGGUAAACGCAACUUAGCAACUGAGUAAAUUUGAUUUCGGUAUUUUUUGUAAACUAUUGGGUACUUAUAUAAAUACAAUAUAAAAUCAUUUCCAAACCGUUAAAACGAUCGUUGAUCAUACAUACAAUAUUGUAGUUUUAUCUGUAUGCCUGCUUUAGAUUUCUACAGUCUGUUUAUAUUCCGAUUUUGAUUGAAAUACGCACACGCAUGAUAUUUCAAUGACAGGAAAAACGCCGUCUACUGAAAUCUCGAUAUUUAACUUCUAUGGGGUGGCUCACACUAGAUUUUUGUAACGCAAUUUCGAGCAAAGUUAAACGUGUUUUGUAAUUUUUAAGGUUUUCGUCGAAAUUUGAACUUUAUAAAAAAAAAAAAUCACUUCGUUAGCUUAACUUUUUUUUAGCCAUUAAGAACAACUUUACUGAACUCCGUGUUAAAUUUUCAAGCAUAUCUGCAUAGUCAAACAAUUUUAACCACAUAAAACCAAAUGAAAACUAAAAAAAAAUUGAAAAUAUUAAAUGCUUAUAAAUGGCUCGAAAAACGCCGGACUGUUUUGAAAAUGUUACCACAUCUAGAAAAAUCCAAUAUAAGUAUAUUCUGUAAAGAUGUCAGGACUUUAUAAUCAUUUUUAACAUUUAAAAUAAUGAAACUUGUUUGUGUCUCAGACGCAUUUUGCAUUUCUACGCUUUCGAAUCUUUAGUUGAGUUUAUGGUAAAGGGAUAUUUUAUACAUUUUUUAUAAAACAGACUAUUUUACUUUGGAUCCGACGAAUUAUUAUUUUUAAUAUCCUAAUUUUUUGUCAAGAUAAGCGCGUGUUUUAAUUUUCUCUCUAUUGAUUUUUCUCUCUAAUUGACUUAAUAAUAUUAUGUGCAAUUAUAACAAAAAAAAAUUCGUUUGUUUUUGAUAUACUCCUAGUUUUUUAAUAUGUAUAUAAUUGAUGUUUUUACCCAAAACUCGACCAGACGGUCGCAAUCGUGAAAAUGCCGAAUGUCAUUAUUACAUUAUAUACGCGUGGUAGACGGAUCUCGAGGCUUCGAAUUUUUUUUUUUUUCUAUCCGGAUUACGUAUCGAUCACAAUUUCGCUCGACGCUAUAAACCGAACUAUUUCGGAUGCGGCGGGCGAUUGACCGCUAUCGUAUAAAAUAUUAACAAUAUUUUUUUAAUUGAAUCGUCAUUUUUCGUACGACAUUACAUUUUUAUUGCAGUUAUUCGUCAUGUACUGCAAUAUAAAUACUCCGUCACGCCAACGCGAUGAGAAAAAUCAAAUUCACAAAUACCUCUUAUGCAUACGCCGUCAUACAUAAAUUUUUUGGCGCCCUAUGCACUCGCAUCGCGCGGACACGUCGUGAUAUUAUAAUAAUAUUAGCACGUAUACCCAAUAAUGUUUGUUAUUGAAAAUAUAAAUUGUUUUUCGGUACGGGUUUUUUUUUUUUUUUUUUUUUGGGUCAUUGUCGCCGCGAAUCUCUCAGCGGUGACAAUUAAUAUUAACAUUUUUAAUGGGAGUCAAUUACGCGGUGUCGCGGCGUCUAGACCGGCUAUUAUAUAGUUAUUAUAAUUUAUGCCCGUAUUAUUAUUUAAUAUUUAUUAUUAUAAAAUUCGCGGUAUCGGACAUUGAAUAAAAAAAAAAAAAAAAAAUCCUUUUACCUACACGAGGCGAUCAACACGAUAUUAUUUGUUUUAACGCUUUCUCCAAAAACCGUCUUGCGCGCGAUAUUUGACAACAUUCGAGAUUCGGACUUUAUGAGUACCCCCUAAGUAAUUACGGUUAGGGUUGUAAAUCCGAAAUAUUUCACACGAAAUACAGGAAAAAUAAUUUUUUACGUUCGAGAUAGUGAUUGUCAAAUACUCAAACGUGUCAUCCAAUCAGUUUAAAUUUUAUGAUAUCGUUUCGGUACAAUGGUUGCGGUCCUCUGGUUUAACGCGUAUGUAACGCUGUACGGUAACAAAAAAACCGGCGUAUUGAUAGUAUUCGUUAACUGAAUUCCGUAGUCAUUGCUCGUCACUUUAUCAGUUGUCAAUAGUUCAAUUAUUCCUAAAAGAAAUAAAACAAGAAAGGAUAUUGUUUUCACUCGAAUGAAAUUUUCAUAAAAUAUUUCAAAAAAAAAAAGAUUUCGUCACAUUUUACAGUCUUGUUUACGGUGUUUUUUUUUCGAAGUUCGUUUUUAAAUAUCGCCGAAAUCGAACGUUAUUUCGUCGUCCUAAUUCCCCCAAUUAUCGUCUGAACUCCGAAUCGAAAAUAUUCUGUAUUAUUGUUUAGAGACCCGAUCAAAACUUUUCCAUCGACGUGAAACUUCCGGCCGUUUUCGUACAAUUUGUACUGAGAGCAACGGAACGUAAUAUUAUUGUCGCGGACGGUUGAAACGCUUGUUUGUUCGGUUUAUUUCCGUCACACGGAAUUUCGUGACCUAUCCUGCAAACCUGCAGCAGUUUCCCGCAACCGAAACAAAGUGCACUUCUCUAUUUAUUACCUUUCGGUUUUCAUUACAACACGACACGUUCAAUCAAACGCGUGUACCGCCGGAAUCCAUACACGGUUUAUAAUUGCGCACGUCGUCGUCGUCGUCUUCGUGAAUUUAUCUCGCGUGUUAAAUGGCGGCGAAGCGCAAAUAAAACGGCGACAGUCGUUUAUCGACGCCGGCAACGUUGACGACGGGGUUAUAAAAAUUUUUUUUUACUAUUAUUAUUGUUAUUUUUUUCGUAAAAAUCGACGAAACAUUUUAAAAGAAAAAAAAAAUGUUUGUAUAAUGAUAACAAUGCCGUUCUAAAACUACCGUAACUGUGUCGACAGCAUACUAACGCGUUACUAUAUUUACAAACUACGAAUUUUUAGAUGCGUUUUCAGCGGCGGAUUCACGGGGGUCGGAACUCCGACGGACGCCGAUAAUAUUAUUACAUAUUAUGCCUGCUUGUAUACAUUCGAAAUAUUAUACCGAAACGAAAACGCCCAGUUGUUAUACGCGCCGAUCGGACAGAAUUUUCGUCCGGGAAAGAUGCCAUGUAUGAAAUUCUAAGUGAGAUUUCUGGUUGAAAAGCGCAAUCGAAAAUUUGCUCAUUUCCGCCGCUGCGGAUGCGUUUAGCGUUUCAUUGCGUUGUUGUUGUCAUUGCAGUGUAAUACUUCUGUUAACGGUCACCUCGAAAUAGCGGACAUUAUUUCCGGUCCCCUCGGUGACCGUUACAUACGGAAGUUUUACCGUACAAAGGAAACCGCGACGUGUCACGUUUUACGCAUUACGACAAAAGAAUUUCGGCAAUUUUCGACUGACCCCGGCCCAUAAAACCGUGUAUCCCCACGUUAACAGUGUGUUGAAACAGUAUUGUAUUUUUCGUUCCUUCGGCAAUUAUAGUAUUUGAAAAAUUCGAGAAAAUCGUCUGCCGCCUAGUACCUAUUAUAUUCAAUCGGUCGCGGCCGCAAUUGCAGUUACAAUUUUACCGCCAACAAUAUUGUGCACUAUUAGUUUGUAUUUGAUAUUUUUUUAAGGACUUGAUUUGCGGGUAAGGGGUUUAGCCGAUUUUCGGGGGAUAAACCCCCAAAGCUUCGCCCUAUUUGCGUCAAUGAACACGAUACGUACCACAUAGUAUUAUACGGGAAAUCAUAAGUGAAUACGUUUAAAAAAAAAAAAAAAAACAGCAUGAUUUUUAUAUUAUAGUUUCACGAGUAUAAGCAGCGUUCCGACACCGGAAAAAUCUUAAAAAUCCGCCACCGGACGGUUUUAACAUAACAAUUUGUAUGACAAGUAUAACUAUGGAAUUGUAAUUAUCGUACCUAUACCAUAUAUUAUAUUGCAUUUGGUAAUUUCAAUGAAAUAAAUACGCAUAGUAAUUAUUUCAUCGGAUAUACCUUAAUAUAAUCGGUCUAUAAGAAAAUAAUAGUUUAUUCUUCCGAGAGAGAAGACUGCCGAAAAACGUAAUUAAAAAAAAAAAAAAAAACAGCAUGAUUUUUAUAUUAUAGUUUCACGAGUAUAAAGACGUAAUUUUCGAUUACAUACGAAUCCGUGUAUACAAUAAACGAACUCGAAGUAUAUAGUCGAGUAAUAAAUAUUACUUAUUACGAGGCAUUAAACAUUGCAUUUAUUAAGAAACGUAGCGCGAGUGAUAUUUUGUAAUAAUUUGUAUUACCCUUUUCAAAAGUAAUUCGCCCCCGAGACUAACGACGAUUUUUGAAUAAUAGUAAAAAUAACAAUACACGGUAUUGUAUGCGUCGUCGCGGGGUAUUGUACGAAAACAAAAAAAACGAGUAAUAUCACGUCGCCGUCGCAUAGUAAAAAAAUUCGCGAUAUUCGCUCGUGAUUUUUAAUUUGUUUUUCUGUACAUUUUAGAUUGUGAACGGAGCGAGGAAUGUAUUUCAGGUUUUACAACGAUGAUUAUUAUUAUAGUUUUUUUUUUCAUCCGUGAACAACUUUUCUAUCAGCGGAUUUGGCUCCGAUUUUCAAUUAUAGCACUUUUUCCGAAAGCAAAUCUGUCUGGGGUGGUACUCUCAGGAAGUCAUUUUUUGAUUUUCCCGGACAUUUUCAUAAUAAAUGGAAAAAAAGGCGUCCUAGGAUAAUGGGGACGGAUGCAGCAACUAUUAUAGGUAAUUUAAUAUAUAUAUAUAUAUCUGUUUUACAACGAUUAAACGAUUCUGAGCGGAGUUCAAUUGAUAGUGAUGCUCUGCCAACAAUAUACACGUCAAUAUUAUGUUAAAAUAAUUAAACAGGCAUUAUAUAUUAUGUUUGAUAAUUUUUGUUUAAUGUACCGCCGAUUUUCCCGUUUUUCCUACGUUUUUCCAUGUUUUUUUCCUGGUUUUUCACAUUUGCUGGGAAAACUCCUGAAAAAAAAUCAAAAAAUGACCUCUCUAAAGUACUUACACACGCCGAUUUUCUUUCAGAAAUGGUGCUACAUAACACCAAAUGAAGCAAGAUCUCUGGUAGAAAAUCUGUCUACAAAAAAAAAAUAAAAAAUAUAAACACCUUUGAAAAACCAUAAGCUUCUUCGCUCCACUCAGAAUCCAAAACGUAGGAAAAACGGAAACAUGUACGAAAUUCAUUGUUUUCCAAUCGUACCUCCUAACAUUGGAAACAUACAUACAACCCAACUCCGUUCAGAAUCGUUUUUCGCCAGCGCGAAGAUUAAUCGUUUCGUACUGGUAUACAACAAGUACAUUCCUCUAAAAUGUAUCAUACCUUCCCAACUCCGCAUCUGUACAAUAGUGGCUCCACCCAUCGUGCGUGUAUUCUUUUCUUUUUUUUUUUUUUUUCUUGCCGAUUUUACGACCCGCGCAUUAUACAGUCCGCGGCGGUCAAAAUAAUUCUCCAAACGAUUUUCACCGUACCCGGCCCGAACGAAUCGUAACCGUACGCCCCCUCGGCGAGGGCGGAGGACCGUUUACGCGUGGGUUGGGUGCGAAAACCUUUUUCUCUCGCCGAGACGGGCCGUAAUAAUAAUAAUAAUAAUAACGAAACAUACGAAGUCGCUGUGUAUUGUAUCGCGUUUCAUCACCGGUCGUAUAUAUUUUCACGCGCAUUAGCGCCGAUAUUGUAUUUUGAAUUUUCAUAUUUUUUUUUUUUUUUUCCAAAACACGUCGGACGGGGGGGGGGGAACACGUAUUUAUUUAUAGACACGGGACCCUUGGGUAGCGGGAGAGGGGAAACGGUGACGACGACGACGACGAUAAUAACAAUAAUAGAAACCAGUUUGGUUACCCUUGAAAUAAUAAUAAUAAUAAUACAAAGGUGGGGCUACACAGGCGCAUUAAAGGUACCCGUAUAAUAAUAAUAAUAAUAAUAAUAAUAUAAUAUAAACGCGCACGGACGAGAGUACUACUCUAAUUGUUUAGUGUAUAAUUUCUUUUGAACCUCGCCGCGCGGUGCCGCGCUCCUUUGAUCCUCGCCGCCGACAGAAGCCGGUCGGCGGCCGCGCGGAUCGGUUGACGACGUCACGGAACUCACCUGCCGUGUCUCCCUGUCGCCCUGUCCCGUCAUACAUAAUAAUAAUAUUAAUAAUAAUAAUAAUAAUAAUAAUAAUGAUAAUAAUGGUAAUAAUAUACCACCUCGCGGUGUGCAACAUCACGUACCUUUAAUAUUUUUUAUUGUAAUAAUUAUUAUAUUGUACUAUUUACUCGUAAUAACAAUAACGCAUACACCGUGCUCGCUUUGUAUAAUUUCUAGUUUCUUGAACGGCGACGGGACGCAAUGAAGGUGCGUGUAUUUUGGACGCGAGCGAAAAAAAAAAUUGUAUACGAUAACACGCGCUUGCACCGGCGUCGGCCUGGCACACCGAAGGCCCCCGGAGCAAUUGUUUUUUUUUUAAAUCCGUAAAAGUUGUUUUUUUUCGUGUCCAAAAAUAUAAUAAACACGUUAUUGCACUGGACAAAAUUGAAUUUGAAAAAAAUUCCGAAUUUCACCCGGGUCUUUCUUCCUCGGGACCGAAGAUUUACUUACCACGGUAGAUAAUAUGCGGGCCGGUAUGAUAUCGUGAAUUCGUAUAAAAAAAUCCAGAAUAUCGGUUUCGGCGAUGUACGCAUAGUUGCUAUAGUUACAGCGACCCGCCCAAACGUGUGCGUAAUAAUGACCAUAGCUUUAUCGUAAAGCUUCGCUAAUUAUCGACAAUUAUUUUUCACUUAUAUCAGUUAUCAGGAUUCCCAUUUUUUCAGAUAACAAAUGUAUAAAAGAACAUUGAACUAUUUAAUUUUCAAUUUUAUUUCCGAAGCGAUUGACUUGUUUAUUUUAUAAAUAGAAAAGAUUGUUAAUGUUUACAAAAUGUAUACUAUGCGAUAUGGCCGUCGUGAGAAAAAAACGCCGUAACAAAAAAAAAAAUAAAAAAACGAGAUCAUGCUGUAUCGCGUACAAUUAUUAAUUACAUUAUAAUUAUUAAUAUUGAUAACUAUGGUUAUUGGUCCAGAAAUGCGUGUUGACGAGAAAACGAUAUUGCCACAAUUGUAAUUGAAUAAUAAUCGGUGCUUGGCAAUAACGCCGUGAUAUCAUAAUUAUACGGGGUACAUUUUUUUUUUUUUUUUUUAUCAUAAUAAACCGCAAAUUUUCUUAAAGAAUUUGUUUCCCGGUUUUUUUUUUUUCUCAUCAUCGUGGAAUCGUUUUAGCUUUGCUUUAUAAAUAAUAACUAUUACCUCCGAACGGUUCAGGCAAUCGAAAGAAAAAAAAAUAAAUAAAAUUGCACACAAACGUGCUUUACUAGGUCCGUGUUAUUCAGUAAUAAUCUUGUUCCGAUAUUGUUUUAAUAAAACACCACGCUCCUAAAAUUAUCUAUACCUAGUAAUAAAUCAUCGUUGCGUACAAUUUUGCGAACGAACGAUCGCCGAGACGUUGCGUCUGGCGCACAAAUAUGUUUUUUAGAAUUCGGUUCGCGUAGGCGCAGAAACUCGAAUACAAACGCGGAGACAGAAUCGGCCUUUAUUAAAAUAUACACAAAGUAUACACUUGUAUAAUAACGUGGCCGGAGAUUUCGCGACGCGAUUUCGUAUUUUUACGGGUUGAACGAAAUUAGUCGACACGGGGCUCGGUUAGGCAAUUCAUUAUGCCUUCGGAUCAUGGGCUUGGACCGUUUAAACGCCCGUAACUUCGCCAAUCCAAUAAUUCGAUACGAUAUCCAUGUUGCAUUGUGUCAUGAUAAAUAAUAGAAGGCGUUUAUUUAUUAUAGAAUGUCUUUACGUUCGUUUUAGACGGCCGUGUGAAACAAAUGGGAAAUUCCGAAUAGGGCGACGCAAUAUCCAUUACAAACCGGUCAUCAUACAUCAAUCGUAUCGAUGGGGAUAAAACGAUUUUUUCAAAAGUGCUCUUACCGCCGAUGAUAUGUGCGCCGCUGGUGGGAAAGUUGGGAAACUAGGAUACACAUAGCUGUUUGAUUUACAUCUGUGUGCGUUUAAAAAAAAAAAAAAAUCAUCGUUAACGAAACACGGUUCUGAACGAGUUCGGUUAAACACGUUUUGAAAUGCCGCGUGCUUUACGACUUUCGUAAAAAAUUGUAAACGUUUGUGAAAAAAAAAAAAAAAAAUCUAAUAAAAUAAUAACAAUAAAAAUGUCAAUGAAUACCAGGAAGAAUAGUUCGACGAACGUGCCAAAAGUCGCUGCCCGGGUUAAAUAAUUUUACGGAUUUUUAUUUUUACAUCACGCGUCUAGACACGGAUUGAUUCAAUUAUCGCGACCAAUUUAUUUCCAUCUAUUGCCACAUUGUUAUUGGUGCGAUUAUUUUUUAUUUAUUUAUUUAUUUUUUUAUUAUUAUUAUUUCGAAAGGUAACACGGACAUGGUAGUCUUCAUAAAAAAAACUCCUCUGCAAACAAAGACUGCAACAAUUACAAACCGUUAACACACUUACACGUACAAUAAUAUUGCACACGUAUAUUAUGAUAACACUAGUAUAUUUUACAUAUUAUUCGAGAAUAUCGUUGGUUAAAUAAUAUGACGUUUUUUUUUUUUAAAUUUUAAAUUAUAUUUUUUUAAAUUUUUUUUCAACAUAAACUGUAAACUGUUAUUUUACCGAUUUUUCGGGGUAAUCGGUGAACUGCAGUACUAAAGUAAUACGAUUAAAAUUUCGCGAUUAUCUCGCUGUAUCGGAUAUCAGGUAGAUCAUUGUUUGUAGACGGGAAAUUGGGAAAAUGUGAUGAUUUAUAAACAUUAGUUUAUCGACUGUCGAUAAAUCUAAUAUAUCGAUCAAAUUUCGUCAUAAAUAUUUUAAAUGCUUUUGUAAAUAAAUUUUAGAUUCUAAGCAGAGCGAGGAAUAUAUUGGUUUUACAGUGAUGUUUUUCUUUUUUUUUUUUUAUCAAAUAUAGUACCUUUUCUGAAAAGGAAUUUUAUCUAGUUUGUCUUAGAGGAGGUCAUUAUUUGAUUUUCCUAGCGGUUUUCAUAAUAAAUGGAAAAAACCGAGAAAUUAAGUUCGAAAAAUGGGAAAAUUUACGAAAUGCAUUAUUUUCAAUUUAGGUUUUUUGUUGCGAUUCAGAUAUACAUUUUCUUUUCUAGACGUAGUAAAAUUUUAAAAACAUUUUAGCCUUUUUAAGCUUUUUAUAGGCAUUUUAAUUUUGCGAGUUUUUUACGUCAUUUUUAUUCAGUUUAGGUACUCUGUGGAUAAAAUCGUUUAACAAAAGAAAUGAUUAACGGGAAGUUCAUUAUACUCGUAAAUCAUACUUCGUGGUCCACAAAACGAAUUGAAUAUAAAGUAGAAUUUUUUUAUAAGAAUUCUAAUAUCAAAUUUUCAUAAUUUAAAAAAUAAGGCAUUUUAAAACAUGUAUAAUCAAACUCCACUCAGAAUAGUUUAAUCGUUGCGUACAUACAUUAAAUUCUCCUCUAUAUCCUACCUUCCGAGCUUUUCACCGACAUCAAUGCGAAGUAUGUUUGACUGUUUUUUUUUUUUUACCACUAAUUAUAUUUAAUACGAAUCACGUGUAAAAUUUUCAAGCACUUCUGAUCGGCCGAAACAAUUUUAUUCACAUUAAACCAAAUUGGUUCAAGUUAAAAAAACAUGAAAUGGCAAAUGCCUAUAAAUAACAUAAAAAUCCAGAAUUUUUGAAAAUCGUGCCGCAUAUAGAAAUUAUCAAUAUAGUAUUAUUUUAAAAUGUCACUUGUCUGCGAUGGUUUCUAACCAAAUUACACUAUAUUAACAAAAUCGAACACAAUUUCCUAUGUUUUUUUCCGGUUUUUCCCAAAAACACGAACAGCCAUAAAAUUACUUUUUUAAUGCACCAACUAGACAACAUUUUGUUUUAUGGAAAGACCAUACAUUUGAAUUUCGUUGCCAGAUUUCCGAAAGAACAUUUGUAUAAAAGCACAAAAUAAAAAAAAAAAACCAUACACCAUAUAGUUAAACCAAUACACGCCUCGUUGGUUUCAAAAUCUAAAACUAAAAUAGAUUCUAAACAUCCCGCUAUAAAAAUUUAAUACAUAACACAAAAAGAGCCAAUGUAUUUUUAAAAUUCGACCACUUGUGUGUAGAACGUGAAUGUAACUACACACGUAGGUAUUCAGUGAAAACGCCGAGUCCCCAGCUACGGUCUAUGCGAGUAUUUCUCGUCAAAUUAAGUUAUCGCUUCUUCGAGGAGUGGAAUAUUUGUCAACCCAUCCACCUCCCUAUGUGAAAGUCCCGUAACUCAGAGCGUAUUUAAAAAAAAAAAAAAAAAAAUAGCCAACGAAAACAUAAAAAUAACGCAAUUCGGAAGUGUUCUUUAUCGGGAACUUUAUUUCGUUCCGCGGACGAAACGUAAUAAACGCAUAGCGCGCUCGUAGACCGCCUACUUCACCACACUCCUCCCUCCGACCCGAAACAAGUCCACCGCCCUCCAGUGCCCCUCCACUACCCCCGUCGAAAACCACUGUAUAAAAAUAUUUAAUAUACGAACACGGUAAAUACCGCCGGCGACGAAUAGUCGACUGUUUUUUUUUUUUUGUUUGCUAUUAUACACAUGUUAAUAUAUUAUACGGGAAAAAGAAAAAAAUCAAUAAAAAAAUCGAUAACACGCCUUUAAUUUCGGUUUUACGGCCGCGUAAUGAAAUAACAAGCGGACACGAUUGUUCCGUGCAUUCGUAUACAACACGAAUAUUGCAACUGUCUUCGGCUGUACAGUUGUAAAUGAAUUAAAUAACAAAACGAUUUAAACGUCGCCCCCGAGGUACAUUUCGACCGAAACUGUUCGAGUGUGAAAUUUCAAUUCAUUUUCUCUCUCUUUCUCGCAACGAUAAUACUUUGUGACCGGACUCGCGGAUUUCUCAUCGAGAUGACCUACGGCAUAGUAGAUUAAACAUAUCUAAAUAUAAUAUUUAGGUACAUAAUUUACGCGUUAACAUAUACGAAUCGAGUUCUUAUUGAAACGCACGACAUUAAUCGAUACCAGUGGUUCCCAACGGGUGGUUCACGGACCUCCGGUGGUCUUCGGGGAUCCCGCGGACGAGCGGACGAAACUCGCGAAGAAGCGCUGUCACACAUCGAUACAAGACCGUAUCGGGAAAACAAUUUCGAGGGGGGAGGGACGAAAGGGGUUAUAAACUAAAAUGUUUGCGGUGUUCUGAUUUUAUUAUAACAUUGUACAAAUAGGUGGUUUAUAACUAAUAGAACACGAACAAAUUUCCCGAGGGAGGGGGUUGAAUCUCCAAAUCGACCCUUCAUGUACGGCCUCGCAUCAGUAUCGCCAUAGCUUAUAACAAUAUAUAUAUACACAUACGAUACGCUCAAUAUUGUGAAAUCGGUUAAUGUCGUUAAUAGUGCCGUUAAUAUAGAGUAUAGAGUAUAUUGCACGAUUAUUAAAUUUAAACGUGAGAAUAUUAUCUGUGUUUGGUUUUCUUCGAUAUUUUAAUUCAUAAGCGAGGCAGGAUGACUUUAAAAUUGUAAUAUAUUUCAUGUAUUCGUAACUUGCUUGAAAAUUAAAAUAUUGAAAAAAACCAACGUACAAACAGAGAUAAUAUUCUUACCUUUAUGUUUAAUAAUUAGCCAACGUACUCUAAUAUUAAAAGUAAAAGCACAAAAUCGGUUUUCAUAAACAAAAAGUUUAAACAUAACGACGUUAACCUAUUUCACAACAUUUACCGUAGCAUAUAUAAUCCACGAAGACUUGAUCACUAGAAUACGGUAUAUUGGUAUCACAUACUGUUAAUUGAGUUUGUUAUUUGCGCAUCGAGAGUAUUCGAGAGACUUGGACGGGAUAAUUUACGAACAAAAGAAAAAAUAAAGGUUUCACUCGUCCCGUAUAAAGUUUGAAAAUCAACGCAAUAACUGAUUUAAGUUACCUUGUAGUCGAUUUGUCGAAUAGUUGUAAUAAAAUGACGUACGCAAAAAUAAGACAUUUAAAAUGUUGUAUUUUUAAGAAAAUUUGCGUAAAUUUUAUUACAAAAAUGUGCGAAUGUUUUUAUUCAUUUACGUGUUCAAACAAAGUUGAAACACACACGCAGAAAGCGAAUAUCCGAAAAAAAUGGGUUUUCCGCCCAAUCAAAGCUUUCAGCUAGGGAUCCGUGGCUUAACGUUUAUUAGGAAUCACUGAUCUAUUGCCAUUUAAUAUUAUGCAGAGGUAAAGUUAUACGUAAGUUUAUUUGUGGGGGGUAAUAUCUCUGGAACUGCUGAUCCGAUUCUGAAAAUACUUUCACUUGUAGAAAGCUACCACUAUUCUCGAAUGACUAUUUAUGCAAUCAAAUUUCAAAAUUAAUACAAGUGGCAUAGGCGUAAAUAGCUCAAAUUUUUUUUUUCAGGGAGAGGUAGCUUAAUUCCGCCUUAAUAUUAAGUAUGUAUACUUCGAAUUUACUUGAUGAGAACAAGAUUUGGAGAGGCUUCUCCCGAGCUCCCCUUAAUUGAAAGUUUUGAAGGACACGAUAUUAUUUUAUGUAUAAGUUCCGAUUAAAUAAUCAAACGUUAGUUUAUGAAAUCUUUAAACAAACAAAAUAAAUCUCGAUUAUUAAUUAUUUUUUACAAAAACUAAAUGAAACUAUAGGCAAUAUCAAUAUUACACAUUAUAAUAAUUUCUGUUUUUUAAUUAUAGCGUUGAGCGAUAACUCGACGGUGUGCAUGCAAAUGGUCCGAAGCAGAUGGUGCAACGAGCGGCCGAUGACUUCAUCGUGGGAUUGUCAGGUGAAGUUCCUACCGCUGGUGGUACCGAACCGCAGUAACCGCGGUCAAGCCGACAACGUGCUGACAUGUAUGGACACCAAAGACGCGUUCCUGAAGACCUGCCCGCGUCUCCGGGACGAUGGUACUGAGUUGUCUGACGAGUGUAACCACCUCAAGACCAACAACAGGGGCUGCGACAGUGGCAACUACAGGUGUUCUGAGCAGAAGCCAGUCAACCAGGUAUAAACGCCGUUACCGCCGCUGACGUCACUAUAAUAUUAUUAUACUCCUAGUCCCAUAUUAAUUACUAGAGUUAGGCGAGUUCUGGACUUAAGAAAAAUCGACAUGACUCGAUUUCAAAAGACCCGCAGUAGGUACUCGCCCAACUCUAUUAUAUUAACUUAUAGGUUAUCGUUACCGUUAAGUAAUUACUAGAUUAUAUAUUGUGAAAAGUAUCGUGGUAACUUAACACGAGUGUAUAUAUUAACCUGCAGGGGUGGUCAAACGGAGGGGAGUAGAGGGGGAUGUAUCCCUUUCCAUUACUUUUUUCCCUUAGGUAUUUAAAAUAAUAUUUAUUCGUUAAUAUAAAUAAUUAUUAAAAAAUCAACCGUAUCCCCCCCCCCUCCUCCCCAUAACGAAAUCAUUGAUUGACCGUGACCGACAUUAACUUAUUACAAUAUGACGGUACCGUGGAUCAUGCAGUUUUACAAUAAAAUAUCUAUAGUUCUAAAUUAACGCGUACAGAUUAGUGGGGGUACCUAUAAAAUAAAAUAAUAUAUUGAAUAAUUUAAAUCGAAAAUAGCAAAAACAUCAAACAGUUUUUUAACUUGUUGUAAAAUAUAAUCGGUACGAAGUAUAGUACACGUAUCAACUGACCACAGCUGUCGGUCCAAUUCGUGUGUGCCCUAUAAUACCUAUUUAACAGAAACAAUCAUAAUAUGCGUGUAAACUUGUUUUUUGUGUAAAGGCCGUAAUGUUAUUCGGCGGUUGGAGCCGGAACAUGGCCGACUUUGUCACGACUUACGACUUGGUGUCAUUGAGGGACAGGCUCGUUUCCUGGGGAUUCGCCGAGAACAACAUCCGAACGUUUUUCGCCAACGGUAUACGCAUGAAUGUGGAUGACGGUGAGCAGAAGAAAAUUUAUAUUAUUUCACAUCGAUUAACCGUGACAAUAUAAUAAUUAUGAUUCUCCUUCGGGCUGCGUGGUUUUUAAUAACAGACGGUACCGAGUACUCGACGUCCACCAUUGACAACGUGGAACCGGCCGACAAGCUGAACAUCCGGAGAUACAUCAAAGGCAUUUGCGGUGCUUCCAAGUGCGCCGACACGUUUUUCCUGUAUCUGUCCAGUCCGGCUAGAAGGGACGGAAGCGCGUUACUGUGGGACGCAAACGGCAACGGAAUUGUAAGUAUUAUUGUGAGGUGAAGCAUUUUUUUUUUUUUUAGUAGGUUUUAUGUGUUCAAAUUAACACACAAAAAAGACCCGAUAAAGUAUGAUUUUGUUUACUUUGUACUUUGUACUUUAAUUGUAUAGAGAAUACGAAGAAUGACAAUUAAGUAAUGAGACUGAUUAAAAAAAACAAAUAUAUUAAUAAAUUUAAGUACAUCAGUAUGAUUCCCUUAUACUCGCCUACACACUGAGCCCAACGCUUUUUCCAUAUUUUGAUAACUCUACUGGCAGCCCGUGAAGCACUCUCAUUACGGACGUUUGAAUACCAAUUGUCUACUCAAAAUGGGUAUCUUUUACGGCUUAUUUGAACCCGGGGAAACAGAACAAAGUCAGAUGGAGAAAUAUCAUGGGUACACGGGGCUUCCCGUUUUCUGAUUUUCGUAAUCAUUUUUGCACAAAGCUUUGUCGUGCACAAAUCUUAGACCAAAAUCUUUUUUACUAUUUCCCGGUUAAUAUAUUCAGUUUAUCUGACAAAAUUCAAAUAGUUAACCGCCGAUCUUGACGCAUCUUGAGCGUUGUUGUCAGUUCGCACUUCAACUGCCCUACCAUUUUGCGGUUCAUCUGCAACGCUUUCACGUGGCGCUAUUUUUAAGAGAAGGGGAGUGGACAUACGCAGUGGUUAUUCGCUAAAGUGUAGAAAUGUAGAAUACUUAGGUCGGGUUGCGCAAACGUUCUGUACAAAUAUUUAACAGACGCGUGUAAAUCGUAAUGGCUCUAGUAUCGCAAUAGUAUUGCAGAAAAUAAUUUGUAAUGAAUCUGUAAAUUAUGUAAAUUAAAAUAUAAUGAUAGCAAUAGUUACCGGAUAAACUAACCAUUUAUAUUUAAUAACCAUGCCCUAAACAAUAAUGAAUGAUCAAACUUUGUGCCAAAAAAAAAAAAAAAUAAUAAUAAUAAAAUAAAAUAAAUUACCUUGUUAGUUUUAAUUUUAUUACUCACUAAAAUGGCUCCACGUAAUAUCUAUACAUUGCAAUUUAACCGAAAAAAAUUACUUACUGCAACUUAUAACACUAAAAUUUAAUCAAAUUACAGAAAACAUAAAAGUAUGUGAGAUAAAAAUCUCGAAUUUAUCUUAUUCUCAGUAAUACAGCCAUAAACGGUGUAGUCAUAAACUCACCUUCACUUAAUGUCUUGAUGUCGAUGUGAAUAACAAAUCCAUAAUUUGUGUUAUUUUAAAUUUAAAAUUGAGCAAUACAAAAAUUCAGAAGAAGAAAAAAAAAACACUAUUAGAAAUUUCGGCAGUAACACUGGUAAAAUGAUAUUAUCGAUCUGCAAAUCUAUCUGCUAGGAGUUACAAAUACGAAUCUGGUUCUGCACUCGCGGGUCUGUAAAUACGAGUAGUCUACAAGUCUUUAAUAUAAUACAAAACGAACAACAGCCAAUCUGGUUUACAUAUCUGUAAAUGAGCUAAUGGUUCUAUAAGUCGUUACAGACCGUUUGUGCGAACCGACCUUAUUCUAUAAAACCACAAGAGAUCGAAUUACAAUUGUUAUUUCGACAAUUAAAAUUACAUUAUUAAAUAAAAACAAUGAGCAGAACAAGACCUGCGCGGAGCGGAAUAAUAGUUUGCGAAUAAUUAUAUUAUCGCCGAGGAAAAAUACUUGUACGUAAAGAUAUGUCAAGUAAUUCGUUUGUGUUUGAUUUUUAUUGUAAUAUGCGAAUAAGGGUUUGUGUUUCGCGUAAAGGGCGAGCGAAAUUCGAAAAAAAAAAAAUCACAAGCCGUACAUAAAGAAAUUACACGAUGAUACGAUUCCAUUCAAAUACAUGUCGAAUGAAUACGUUUUUCGCGCACAUCGACUAUAACAAAACGAGUGGGCAACAGAAAAAAAAAAAAACAGCAAUAUAAUACAGAUAUCGUACAGAUGGUAGAAAAAAAAAACGCCACCAACAGAUGUUCCGUUAAAACGAAAUUUUAUAAACAAAUUUAAAAAAAUAUAAUACCGCGAAAGCGCGAAUGAACGUAUAGAAAUAACAGAAAAAAAAAUAAAACAACACAUGAACGUUGAAUGAAUAAUUAUAUAGUAACCUUCGUGUGACCCGUUCUUUUUUUUCUUUUUUUUUUAUAAUAAUUGUACUAUAAUAAUAAUAAUAUACACACACGUAUAUACACGACGUGUUUAUACGGUACACGAGAAAUAAACUCUAUAAUUUACGUCGAAUUUCUAUACACGAAAAACGCGACAAUUCUAUAAGAAAAAAAGAAAAAAAAAAAUCUACUGCGUGUGGUUUUAAUCCGUUGCGUGGAGUCUUCUGCGAGGAAAUAUUAGUUGCUAAACUAGUAAAUCUUCUUAUGCAUACCCGAACAUUCGGUUAGGUUCUCGCGUGGGCGAACGGAUGUCGAGCGGUUUGGGUGGUGACAUGAAUUAUUGUAAUUUUCGCAGUAAUAAGAUCAUAUAUUGGGCGGUGUGCCUGCCAUUUAAUAAUAAAAUACAAACUCGAAAUCGUGUCACGUUUUACCUAGAUAUCUAUAUUUCUAUUUGUUUUAUUUUUUUUUUAAUCUCUUCUCGAUAAAUUGAGAAAUUAUAGUUGUCCGGACCAUUAUCCGAGAUGAACAAUCGAAUCGUAUAGAAUAUUGUACAGAUGAAUUUUUUUAAAUCGAAAUCUAUCGAUUUGUUCGAAAUAUAAUAGGUAACGCAUUUAAUUUCCACUGCUGUUUAGGCAAUCGAAUAAAAAAACGUUCAACUACGCGAUUUUUUUGACAUCUAGAUGUGUCGCCCCGAUUCGUUUAUGUACUUUUACUACAUUUAGUACUAUUUAGUUUUUAUGAUAGCUUGUAUGAAUAAAAGUAUUUUUUUUUUAUUUUUGCCUAGUUUAUUAAACUGCAGUUAUUCACACCUAAUUUUCAUUUAGAUAAUUACUCUAACAAUUAUUAUCUCUUAUCUUUAUCUAGAUAUUUGAAAAUGUAUCUUUAUACAACACUGAUUAUAACAAUAUCUGUGUGUUAUAUUUUUAUAAACGCACUUAAUGCGCCAUUUUCGGAUAGAUUAUUUAAAAACCAUAGUUUCGUUCUACAUACACGAGAUUUAUAGGUAUCAGAGUUUUUAGAUGCCCACAUGCGAGUAUACGGUAUUACGCGUAUAUAUAUAUAUCUCAUUAUUUUUUUUUCCUGCAGGUUAGAUCAUUGGUCAUUCAUAAUCGCUAUUAUACGUCCAUAUUGUAAGCACCUGUACUAUGCCAUAAUUUAUGCAAAUUUUAAACAUUAAAACGUUAAUGAAUUUCCAAGUUAAUUAAAGAAAAAUAUUGUAUAGGUCAGGAUGUUGAGCUAUUGAACUGUCCCCAAUCGCGGCGCUUAUAACAAAAUAGUAUUUAAAUUUCAUUAACUGUUUGUAACCGCAAUAAAAAUCAAUGGAUUUAAUGACGUUUUUAUCAAAUAGGUUUUCUACCUAUAUGUAGUAUACAACUUAAUAUAUGCGCAAUACUGUUUUGUUUCAUAAUUCGCGCACAGUAUUCACCGAGUGUACGUCAUGUAUAAGAAUUGUUCCGAAAACAAACACGAAACGCAUCGCGGUUCUGUUUUAUAAUAAUUUAUGCGUAAAAAAAAAUCGACUAAACACGGAAAAACGAUAUUUGGAUCUUGAAAUCAAUCACUCAGACGCAAACGAAUGCUACACGUUUGUUAUAUUAAAUAUAGUCCACAUUAUUAUUCAUAUAUAUAUAUAGGAUUUUAGUUUCAAUUAUUUUCGUUAAUAACUGUCAAUAGAUGAAGAUGCAAAUUCAAUUGUCUAUCUAGACGAGAAUAAAUGUGUAGAUCAUUUUUGUUUCGUUACCUAUCGUGAUACGCGCUAAAAGUGCACUAGAUAUUAUAUCGUGUGUGGUACGCGUCUAGAAUUCAAUAAAAGAUUGUACAAUUAAUGAGAGUUGACGACAAAUAAUAAUUUAUUAACCACACUACCGCAGUAUGAAUUAAAAAGAUUUAUCUACGGGUGACUCAACCAUUUAUCUCGGAUAAUUUGUGCCCGUUUAUCUGGCUAAGAUAAAUAUAAUGAAACCUAUCUAGAUAAAAUAAAAAAAGAAGACGGACAUACUUCUGACGACGGGUGCAGUCAUUAUUGUUGGUGAAAAGUUGGGAAGGUAGGAUAUAGAAUGUAAAUUAAUUUUUAUCUGAAAGCAACGACAAACCAUUGCUUGCUAAAACGAUUCUGAGCGGAGUCCAGCUGAUAGUUUUGAUGUUUUGUCAACAAUAUAUAUGUCAUAAUUAAAUAGUCAUUGAAUAUUUUCUUUAAUAAUAUUCGUUUAAUAUUGUACCGAUUUUCCCGGUUUUUCACAUGUGCUGGGAAAACUCUUGGGAAAAUCGAAAAAUGUCUUGCUUAAAGUACCGCCCCGAGAAAAUUUCUUUUCAGAAAAGGGUCUACGUUGCACACAUCGGAGUAUGUUUACUGGCAGAAAAAGUGUUGACGUAAACAUAAAUAAAUAAUAAACAUCUUUGUAAAUUCGCUGCGCUUGGAACCUAAAACCUAACAACCCUGUUGCCUGUGCAGUCCAAUUUCAGGACGGUAAAACUAACGAUUCGAACGGGAUUUCAGGUGGAGAGCGACGAAAUCUACUCGUCCAAAGAGUUCCUGAGCGACAUCUCGCACUGUGCCGCGCACCGCGUGGUCGUGUUCGUCGACCAAAGCUACAGCGGCGUGUUGGCCCAGCACGCCCAGUUCGCCCGCCGCCGCGUGGAGAACGUCAUGAUCGUACCGACCACGAGGAUGGACGACUGGACGCCCAGGCACAGUUUCAACGCGUACAUGCGAGAAUCCAGCCGGACCGCGUGUCUGUCCGAGUACAUCAAGGUGAGUGACGGCGCGGCCCCGUUGGGUGUUCUAUGCCCGUAG